Molecule: messenger RNA, 1757 nt
Organism: Pipistrellus kuhlii (Kuhl's pipistrelle)
Lineage: Eukaryota; Metazoa; Chordata; Mammalia; Chiroptera; Vespertilionidae
Gene: HSDL1
Product: hydroxysteroid dehydrogenase like 1
Exons: 5
Coding region: 149-1141 (330 amino acids)
Source: RefSeq, a predicted model, not a curated record
ACGGCUCUGCCCCGCCCCUCCGGCGCCGGCGUGGGUCACGUGGGAGCGCGGCCCGCUGCUGCGGCGGCGGCGGAGGCUGUGACGGGGGCGGAGUUCACGCGGCUCUGGUGGGAGCGGCUCGGAGACUGCGCCACCUGUGCAGGCUGCCAUGGCUGCCGUUGACAGCUUCUACCUCUUGUAUAGGGAAAUCGCCAGGUCGUGUAAUUGCUAUGUGGAAGCUCUAGCCUUGGUGGGAGCCUGGUACACAGCCAGAAAAAGCAUCACCGUCAUCUGUGACUUUUACAGCCUGAUCAGGCUGCACUUUGUCCCUCGCCUGGUGAGCAGAGCAGAUCUGAUCAAGCAAUAUGGAAGAUGGGCAGUCGUGAGUGGUGCAACAGAUGGGAUCGGAAGAGCCUACGCAGAAGAGUUAGCAAGCCGUGGUCUCAGUAUUAUCCUGAUUAGUCAGAACCAAGAGAAGUUGCAGACGGUUGCUAAAGACAUCGCUGACACUUACAAAGUGGAGACCGAUAUCAUAGUGGCAGACUUCAGCAACGGCCGUGAGAUCUACGACCCGAUUCGAGAAGCCUUGAAAGGCAGAGACAUUGGCAUCUUGGUAAAUAAUGUGGCCGUGUUUUAUCCCUACCCUCAGUAUUUUACUCAGGUCGCCGAGGACAAACUCUGGGACAUCAUAAAUGUAAACAUUGCUGCGGCUAGUUUGAUGGUCCACAUAGUGUUACCGGGGAUGGUGGAGAGAAAGAAAGGCGCUGUCGUCACUAUCUCUUCUGGCUCCUGCUGUAAACCAACCCCCCAGCUGGCUGCCUUUUCUGCUUCAAAGGCUUAUUUAGACCACUUCAGCAGAGCAUUACAGUAUGAAUAUGCUUCUAAAGGAAUCUUUGUGCAGAGUCUAAUCCCAUUCUGCAUUGCUACCCACAUGACUGCCCCUGGCAGUUUUCUGCACAAGUGCUCGUGGUUGGUGCCUUCACCAAAAGUAUACGCACAUCAUGCCGUUUCUACCCUUGGCAUUUCGAAAAGGACCACAGGAUAUUGGUCCCAUUCUAUUCAGUUUCUUUUUGCACAGUACAUGCCUGAAUGGCUCUGGGUGUGGGGAGCAAAUAUUCUCAAUCGUUCUUUACGUAAGGAGGCCUUAUCCCGCAAACCAUGAAACUGGAGAUGGUUUGGGAAGCUUUGCCAACUCAUGGGAACCUACAGUAUUCUGACAUUUGGAAGGACACAUUUAAUUUAUCUUCGGUAUUUUCUUUUAUUACUGAUGACUUAGCAUAUUGUUGGCUCAUCAUUUGCAAAGCAAACAUAAUACUUGUAGAGAAUGUUGUGGAAAAACUCAAGGGCACAGAGUAAAUAAUGGCUGAGGCACAAUAACUGAUUGAGGAAACUCAAAUGUCAAUGCUUUUCCCCCUAAAUUGUUCAAAAGUUGUGUGGUUUAUGUUGUUCUAGGAGCUACAGCAAUCUGGUACUGAAAUAUAAUGUGACUUGUGACCUCUUACAAUUUCAGAUGUUUUUUUAAGGGCAAUUAUUUCAGUAGGUGAAUUAUAGAAUUGGUUUUCAAAUGUUCAUCAGGAAAGACUACUUAAAAGUGUUAUUUUAAAAGGUGGUUUGUACUAUAAGCAGUAGAAAACUGUGUGUUGAUAUUGUGUAGCUCUAGUUGUUUGUCUACAAUCUGUAUAUUGUACUUUCAACUGAUAUUUCAUUAGAGAACCAUGUUUGUAUGGAUGUGUGUAUCUGGGCAACUUUAUGGGUAAGUUACUUAAAAUUUUUUUUUU